This is a messenger RNA of Desarmillaria tabescens, 2068 nucleotides long. Its product is annotated as meiotic sister-chromatid recombination aldehyde dehydrogenase. NCBI's taxonomy places the organism in Eukaryota, Fungi, Basidiomycota, Agaricomycetes, Agaricales, Physalacriaceae. The record is from RefSeq and is a predicted model, not a curated record. Bases 59 to 1945 code for a protein of 628 amino acids. The transcript is spliced from 12 exons. Gene Ontology annotation, molecular function: oxidoreductase activity, acting on the aldehyde or oxo group of donors, NAD or NADP as acceptor.
CUUGCUCGUAUCUAAUCAUUUCUAGGUCACCCCUUUGUCAAGACGAUUCGCAGAAAUUAUGGACAAACUUAUGUCUCUGCUUCUACACCCUUUGAUCACGCUCAAUAUCUGGUCUGACGACGAUGGCAUCGACGUUUUUUACCUUCUUUCACUCUUCUUCGCUUUUGGAAUUUGGCUCGUAUUCCAACGGUAUCAAAGAGCCCACAACAGCGCGGUUCCCUUCAACUUCACUAUACCUGAUCCUGCCAAAGUUGGAUGGACGUCUUUUGUAAUUGACGAUCCUACGCUCACCUCCCACGAAACCAACGAAGAUCUCCUACCUUCUUUCAGCAUCCAAGGACGAAAAUACAUUACUAGCUUCGAUCCAGCAACCGGUCUGCACAUCCAUACAUAUUUGGCCGAUGACAAGGAAGAAAUCGUGCGAAAGAUCGUGAAAGCAGAUGACGCGCAACUGUCAUGGCGUGAAACCUCGUUUACCCAACGAAGACGCGUCGUUCGUAGCUUGCUGAAAUGGCUAGUGGACAACCAAGAUGUCUGCGCGAAAGUUGCUUGCAGAGAUACGGGAAAAACGAUGGUUGAUGCUGCUCUUGGCGAAAUUUUGACCACUUGCUCUAAGAUGGAAUGGUUGCUAGCGCACGGUGAAAAGUCUCUACGACCAGAGAGACGACGUCGCAAUACGAUGUUGGCUUACAAAACGUCUGAGGUACACUAUGAGCCUCUUGGUACGGUUGCUGGAAUAGUCUCGUGGAACUACCCAUUGCAUAACGCUUGGUCUCCAAUCUUGGCCGCCUUGUUCUCCGGCAAUUCUAUUGUUCUGAAGUGCUCCGAGAAUGUCAUAUGGUCAACGUCCUGGUACAUCUCUAUUAUUAGGUCUUGCUUGCAAGCAUGCGGCCAUGACCCGGAAAUUGUACAGCUUGUUUGUUGCUGGCCAGAAGACGCAGAUGCACUGACAACAUCGCCGCUGAUUAAACACAUCACAUUCAUCGGUUCUGAGGAAGUGGGACGUAAGGUUGCGGUGGCUGCUACUAAGCAUCUCACCCCUGUGACACUGGAACUGGGCGGAAAGGACCCGGCAAUAAUCAUGCCUGGCACUGACCUGAACAAAUGGGCCAGUGUCUGGAUGCGUGGUGUAUACCAAAAUGUUGGCCAGAACUGUAUUGGCAUCGAACGCUUAAUUGUUCAUCGCUCACAAUAUGAUGAACUGUUCGAACUUUUCUCACAGCGAGUCGCAAAGCUGCGGCUUGGCUCAGUCAUGGCACCCAACGAUCAAGGCUAUCUUUCACCAGUGGAUUGUGGUGCCAUGAUAUCCUCUGCUCGAUUUGACGCAUUAGAGCAUCUCAUCAGAGAAGCAGAGGAAUUUGGAAACGGUGUACAUGUUGAAGGUGGUACGCGAUAUAACCAUGUCUACAAUGACAAGGGCUCCUAUUUCCUGCCUACUGUGAUUGGACCGGUAUCUUCUGACAUGAGGAUCGCCCAGAAAGAAUUGUUUGCGCCCAUCGCACUUAUUAUGCCAUACGGUGAUGUCGACGAAGCCAUCAACAUCGCGAAUAGUACUCGCUAUGGUCUAGGUGCAAGUGUCUUUGGCCCUGACCAAAGGCAAUGCCUCAAAGUUGCGAAAGAACUUGACUGUGGAAUGGUGUCAAUCAAUGACUUUGGAGUCUUUUAUAUGAAUCAGGAUCUGCCUUUCGGUGGAACAAAAUCUAGUGGUUAUGGAAGAUUUGCCGGCCCUGAAGGUCUUCGUAGCUUAACAAAUCCCAAAGCGAUCAUGGUUGACCGGUGGCCUGUAUUCAUACAAACUUCCAUACCGAAGGUUUUGGACUAUCCGAUCCGUUCAUUGACAACAAGCUGGGAGUUCACGGCCGGUCUCGUCCGCUUUCUGUAUGCAGAUGGAUGGCGAGCCCGCAUUCGCGGCCUGAAUACUGUGAUCAAGGCAUCACGGAAGUGAGUUGAUAUAUACCUUUUUUGAGAAUCUAGUGUGGAUUGGUCGGAUUGGUAGGACGCGGGGUGAUUUGUGACAGAUGUCACGUACCGUAUAUAGUAAUUUAUCACUUGCUCUUAACUUCCACUA